AUGGAAACAAUGAGUUAUCCAAUGGGUGGAGGUGCCACCAGGCUGUACAGCACCUUGGCUCACACCCUUAGCAGUAGCGGUGGCAGCAGUCAUCGUGUUCCCCUCCCUCUGGCUCACUUGGAACGCUACCAGCCAGCAGACACAAACCUGGAUCCUGAUUUGUGCCAGGGGCAAAAGGGCUCCUCAUUGAGUCCCCUCGAUCCGGCUGAGGUUCUGCGGCAGUGCAAGGAGGCCCUCAGUGACCGUCCGCCGCGCUUCCGCAGGACAUUCAUUCAGCCCUCCGACAGCAACGCCGGCACCAUUCGCGUGAUGCAGUGGAACAUUCUGGCCCAAGCUCUGGGCGAAGGACUCGACAGUUUUGUGCAGUGUCCUCCGGAGGCUCUCAACUGGUCCCGAAGGAAGUACCUCAUCUUAGACGAGAUCCUCACCUACCGACCUCACGUCCUGUGCCUGCAGGAAGUGGACCACUACUUCGACACCCUGCAGCCGGUUCUGGUCCGUUUGGGUUACAGCAGCCGAUUCUGCCCUAAACCCUGGUCGCCGUGUCUGGAUGUGGAGGGCAACAAUGGCCCCGACGGCUGCGCGCUCUUCUUUGAUGAGUCACGUUUUGAGCUUUUGGAUUGCGUCAGCUUACAGCUCUCUGCAAUGACGAUACCAACAAAUCAGGUUGCCCUGGUGAUGAUCCUACGUUGUCGAAUCACAAUGAGGCAUGUGUGUGUAGCCGUGACCCACCUGAAGGCCCGGUCCGGCUGGGAAUGGCUCCGCAGUGCCCAGGGGUCGGAUCUUCUUCGUCAAAUCCAAAAUGUGGUCCAGACACACACGGUCAGAACAUCAGCUGGCUCAAGUGUCCCGAUCCCUCUGAUCAUCUGCGGUGAUUUCAACGCGAUCCCGACAGAGGAGGUGUACUGUCGUUUUGUCACAUCUCCUCUGGGUUUGGACUCGGCUUACAAAAAACUCAGCCAAGAUUGUUCGACGGAACCUGAGUUCACGACGUGGAAGAUUCGCCCUACGGGGGAAUGCUGUACCACUCUGGACUACAUUUGGUACAGUCAGGACACGCUGAGGGUGGACGCCGUCUUGGACAUGCCGUCGGAGGAAGAGAUCGGUCCGAAUAGGCUCCCGUCUUUCAGCUAUCCUUCAGACCACCUCUCGCUGGUUUGUGACUUCAGCUUUAAGGAGGAUGAGUGA
Nerophis lumbriciformis (worm pipefish) is the source of this 1188-nucleotide messenger RNA. NCBI's taxonomy places the organism in Eukaryota, Metazoa, Chordata, Actinopteri, Syngnathiformes, Syngnathidae. The record is from RefSeq and is a predicted model, not a curated record.